AUGCCACCCCCUCCAAUCCACUGCCGCCAAGAAUCUAACACCACCUACUCCCGCCCCUCUAUCCUCCCAGGGAACGGCAACUACAACACAACAGCAACCCACACAUUCAACGCAAACCCAAACACUAUAUACACCCCCAAUUACAACUACAACGCCUCAACCCCUUCUAUGUCCGCUGCUAAAUCGCGGCAAUAUGCUCACCUCCAUUCCCAGCUCGCACAGCUCAACGCCAACCUCGCCGACACGGAGAACCUACUCCGCAUGACCGCCGUGCAGGCAGGGGACAUGCGCUUCCUAGGCGGGUAUUCUGCGGCGCUUUUUAUGGCGUCUGCGAAAAUCCUGGGAGAGGAAGGGGUCAAGGGAAAUGCGGACAAGGAGAAGAAGGCUGGUUCCGAAGAGGGGGGAAUCAAGAGGGAGGAGAGUGAUGAGGAUUGA
Penicillium roqueforti is the source of this 435-nucleotide messenger RNA. RefSeq names its product DASH complex subunit HSK3 family protein. Gene Ontology annotation, cellular component: DASH complex. The record is from RefSeq and is a predicted model, not a curated record. Lineage: Eukaryota; Fungi; Ascomycota; Eurotiomycetes; Eurotiales; Aspergillaceae. Bases 1 to 435 code for a protein of 144 amino acids. Gene Ontology annotation, biological process: attachment of spindle microtubules to kinetochore. The transcript has a single exon.